AUUAUUAUUAUCUUAAUUUGUGGUCACCGCAGUUCUCCACUGAUUCACAUUUUACGGCUGCUGCAUUCGAGCAUCUAACAAUUUAAAAUUUAUCUUUGAACUCGUUCAAAUUAUAUUGAAUAGACCGUGAUUCGUGUAGUACAGUUAUGGCCAACAGUAAAGGUGCUGAAACCAACGAUGUAUUCCAAGAAUUGGACGUCGACCGAUUAGAAGUAAACGUAAUCGAGAGUUUGUGCUUUAGUUGUGGAAAGAAUGGUACCACACGGCUCUUGUUGACACGCAUUCCAUAUUACAAAGAACUGGUAAUAUCAUCAUUUGAUUGUCCACACUGCAAUUAUAAAAAUAAUCAGUUGGAUCCAGCAAUUGAAAUUAAGCCACAAGGUGUUCGUAUGUCUUUAAACAUUGAAAACAAAGAAGAUUUGGAUAGAUAUGUGAUAACAACGGAUUACACAAGUAUACAAGUGCUUGAUUUAGACUUUGAAAUACCACCAAUGUCACAACGAUCACAAGUAACUACUGUUGAAGGCAUACUUACUAAGACGGUUGCAAAUUUAAGUGAACAAAAAAAAGUUAUUGAUCUAACACACCCUGAAAUAGCAUCAAAGAUGGAAGUUGUAAUUAACGGAUUGAUUGGUAUCAAAAAUCUAACCAAGCCCAUUCCAAUGAUGGUUUUUGAAGAUGCAACUGGGAAUAUAUUUGUUUCAAAUCCUGUUGCGCCCCAGGCUGAUCCCAGAAUGAAAACGGAAAUGUUUACUCGUGACAGUGCCCAGGAUGAAAUGAUUGGAUUAUCAGCAGAACAAGACACAACCAAUGAACAGUCAAUUAUCAAACCAUUAGGCACUUUUAAUGAUUCAUCUGUUAAUAAUAUGAAUGAUGAAAUUGUUCAAUUUAGUGACCCAUGUCCAAAUUGUCAAUCGAUUUGUGAAACUAAUAUGAAAGUGACAGAUAUUCCAUACUUCAAACAAGUUGUGAUUAUGGCUACUACGUGUGAAGAAUGUGGCUAUCGUACUAAUGAGGUUAAACCAGGAGGUGGUGUUGAAAAGCAAGGAUUACAAAUUACUGUUAAAGUAUCAGCUCCGGAAGAUUUAAAUAGGGAUAUAUUGAAGUCAGAAACAUGUUGUCUUCGUAUUCCACAAUUGGAUUUUGAAGCUGGUGCACUUUCGUUGAGUGGUCGCUUCACUACUAUUGAAGGUCUCAUAACAUCAUUAUAUGAACAAUUGAAGGAUACUGCUACAGCAUUUUAUUCUGGUGACAGUCAGUCUGGAGGUGUUCUAGCCAAAACAGAAAUAUUUUUGGAAAAAUUGAACAACAUUAAAACUUGUAAAAUGCCAGUAGAUAUUAUACUCAUUGAUCCGGCAGGAAAUAGUUAUGUCCAGAGCUUAACACCUCCAGAUUUGGAUCCGAAACUUACAAUCAUGCGGUUUGAUAGAACUGAUGAACAGAAUGAAGAGCUGGGAUUAAAUGAUAUGAAAGUUGAUGGUUAUGAAAAAAAUGUAUAAAAUAUUAUUCGAUUAAAUCAAUAUAAUUAAACUUAAUUAUAUCGUAAAUUUAAUGCAGUAAUAUUAUGAUUCAUAUUUUUGUACUGUGGUUACAACCAUAAAUGUCAUAUUUUUGAAAUUAAUUUUUCAUUUAUUGCAAAAUUUCAAUUUUCUCUUAGUUGUAAGAGUUAUGCAAUCAUAUUUUAAAUUCCUAUGUAAUACAAUUUAUUGGAAUUUUAUA
Molecule: messenger RNA, 1719 nt
Organism: Acyrthosiphon pisum (pea aphid)
Lineage: Eukaryota; Metazoa; Arthropoda; Insecta; Hemiptera; Aphididae
Gene: Zpr1
Product: zinc finger protein Zpr1
Exons: 6
Coding region: 147-1499 (450 amino acids)
Cellular component (GO): nucleus
Molecular function (GO): zinc ion binding
Source: RefSeq, a predicted model, not a curated record